CCGGUUGGAUUUGGUCUAAUAUGCUUGAAUUUGGAGGUUCUGCCGCCAAGAACUUUGGUCCUUGUGAGGAGGAUGUUUCGUCGCCUUGAUACCGUUCCUGUGAUUAUUGCCAUCGAUUUGCUUUGUAGCAAUCAGGAUUUGAUUAAUUAUCUGUUAAUCCCUAAAACGUUCGCCUUCGGCAUUUCCGCCAUGGUUGUCGUGUUCGGCUUCACUGUCCUCCUGUCGCUUUCUUUUUCCUCGAGAAAAACUGGGAUGAGAUGCAGUCAUGUAAGUUAGCUAAUUUUCUCGGAAGCAUUCUAAACUUUGAGAGAGCGCCACUGUGGUUUUGAGUGAUACCGAACCAGGAAUGUCGAGUCUGGUGCAUAAUUUAGGAGAUGGAUUUGAUAUGCAAAUGAUAGGGAAUUUCCUGAGCUUUGCCUCGAGAGGCGAUAGGGUUGGACUGAACGAGAUGCUAAGGGAGGGGAUGUCUCCCAACGUGCAGGACUAUGACAACAGAACUGCACUUCAUCUUGCUGCGAGCGAAGGCCAUGCCUCCAUUGUUGAGCUUCUACUCGCUUACAGUGCAGAUGUUAACCUCAGGGAUCGCUGGCAGAAAACUCCAUUAGCAGAUGCAAAGCUAUAUCAGCAUAGAGAUAUCUGCAGGAUCCUUGAAGUCAAUGGAGGCCGGGAACUUAUUGAGGACCAUGCCAUGCCACUGCGUCAUGAAGAUGAACCUCAGGAGAAUAUCGAUAUCUCUGAACUGAUUGUGCAGCAGUCAACCAGAAUUCAGCAGGGCCUAUUUGGUGGAUCUGAAAAGGUCAAGUGGCGUGGAACUUGGGUGGUCAAAACAAUCAUCUCUCAACACAUCUAUCAUCCUGAGAAAAUGGUGUUGACAGCCAAAGAUAAUACUCUUCUGAAGGAACUUCGGCAUCCAAAUAUUUUGCAGUUUCUUGGGUCAAUAGUGCAUGGCAAAGAAAUGAUUUUGAUUACAGAAUAUUUGCCAAAGGGAAACUUGGACGAUAUUUUGGCAAAAAAGGGCCGGCUGGAACCUUUAACAUGUCUACGUUAUGCGCUUGAUAUUGCCAGGGGAAUGAAUUAUCUUCACAAGCACAAGCCUAGGCCAAUCGUUCACAAUAACUUGACUCUCCGGAACUUGCUUCUCGAUGAAGGAGACCGCCUGAAAAUUGGGGAAUACUGGGUUCAAAUGUUGUACGUGCAUAUACAACCGAAUCAAGAUAAGAGCCAGUCAAGUGAUGAAUCCAGCAACCCCGAAACUUCGUAUGACACCAAGAAAGACAUUCGUGCUUUUGGCCUUAUAUUUUAUCAGAUGCUGGAGGGCAAGUAUACCUCCAACAUGGACUCUAACUACUUACAUCUCAAGUCAAUCGAGUUUGAGAAAAAGUUUAAUGUUAGCCGGUGUCCGGGGAGAAUCCUCGAGUUGAUAGAGCAGUGUACUGGCAAAGACAAUAGCAGAAGGCCAGAAUUUGAUCGAGUGAUAAUUAUUCUGGAGGAAGUCAUGCACCAGCUAAAGAAAGAUGGAUGUCCUGUUUGUUGAUUCAUCGUGUUUGCGGCAAUUCGGUUAGUUACUUAUUUAUUUAUUUAACUACUACGUUAAUUGCAGAAUAAAUCUUGAUUUCUAUUAGAUACCAAAGAAACAUGUUAUGGAAAAAUCAAUAGUAACUUCAAGACAUAUACAACAUAAAUUCAUUAGUUGAAUGCAACCAUUAUUGUGUUGUAAUUU
Molecule: messenger RNA, 1720 nt
Organism: Andrographis paniculata
Lineage: Eukaryota; Viridiplantae; Streptophyta; Magnoliopsida; Lamiales; Acanthaceae
Product: integrin-linked protein kinase 1-like
Exons: 11
Coding region: 347-1534 (395 amino acids)
Biological process (GO): protein phosphorylation
Molecular function (GO): ATP binding; protein binding; protein kinase activity
Source: RefSeq, a predicted model, not a curated record